AUGUCCUACUACGACAACCCUCAGUCUCAGUGGUCGUCUUCGACCCAGCAGCAGAGCCAGAACAACUGGGAACAUCAGGGCUCGACUACCCCUGUUCGCGCAGGCGCCAGCGGUCCUCAGCCCCAGGACGAUUACGCCUUCUCUUAUCAAUUCGAUGAGGUCGACCGGGCUUAUGAGAACUUACAAAAGUCUGGCAAGGGUUAUGGAAUGGGUGGCCGCCGUGAGUCUUUGAUCCAGCGUUCUUUAAAUGUUGCCCGGGGCCCCGACAAUGUCGGACGACCCGACUCGCGUGGUUCCCAUCAUACCCCCGGCUCCCGCCCUCACUCGGUGAACAACUUUGAUGACGCCCGCGGCGGCUCUCAGGGACCCAACCUUCAAAACUUCUACGCCAACCAGCGUCAUCAACCCUCACGAGGCUCCAACGAGGCAGAGCAGGUCAUGCAGGCUAAGAGACGGAUGGCAGCUCAGCGGGAGCGUGAGCUUCGAAACCUGCACACAGAGCAGCAAUAUCAGCGAACCGUCCUUUCUGAAGUGCCUCUUCCACCCAGCAAGCAGAUGUCCGAGGAGGAGACGCGAGACUUGAUUGCCCGUCAGCGAAGUGCCCUUUAUGGUGAGGGUCCUUUUGCUGACAAGGCAGGAUAUGUCGACGAGACUGGAAAUGUCCGUGCUGGUGCUCCCAUUCCCAGCGGACCCUCAAGCCUCCGUGGCCACUCACCUCUUGCCUAUGACAAUGUUGGUCGUGGUCCUCCCGCUGUGGAUGCCGGUACUCCUGUCUCUUCCGGUGAUGCCCACGGACCUCCUACCGAGCCAAACUCCCGUCCUCACAGCACUGUCAGCCCUCAGGCUGCUGGACCCGCCAACAAGGUCUUCGAUAACGCCCAGAGCCGCACUAGCACAUCCAGCCCAACUGGCGGUUCUCCUUCUCGGGAUAUGACACCUGGUUCAAAGUCUAACCAGGCCGGUGCCUCGGUGGCUCCUAUCGGAACCCGCCCCUCUGGCACGCCCACAAACACGGCUUCAUCCAAGCGAUCGACCACUCCUCUCGCCUCCCCUGGUGGAUGGGGACGUGGAAACGGCGUUUGGGGCCAGUCUUCUGGUCUCGGUGCCCCUGCUAGCGUCUGGGGUUAG
Messenger RNA from Fusarium poae, 1128 nucleotides. RefSeq lists its product as uncharacterized. The transcript is spliced from 5 exons. The record is from RefSeq and is a predicted model, not a curated record. Bases 1 to 1128 code for a protein of 375 amino acids. Lineage: Eukaryota; Fungi; Ascomycota; Sordariomycetes; Hypocreales; Nectriaceae.